Molecule: messenger RNA, 6009 nt
Organism: Mycena citricolor
Lineage: Eukaryota; Fungi; Basidiomycota; Agaricomycetes; Agaricales; Mycenaceae
Source: the annotation of a GenBank genome assembly
GCACUCCCAGAUUCAGCACCAGCAAUCAAGAAUGAGAAGUCGUUUCGAUACGGGAUCGAACUCAGUGCCAGGAGCAUGAUCAAAGCCUUUGACACGAAUGACAACGGCAAUGCGCGAACCAAGUCAAAACCAAGUCAUACGCCCCAUCGAGGGGCAGUACUAUUUAAAGUGCCUGAAGCCAGACCAGAUCUUCAUCGGUCUGGUGUAAGCUCAAUCAAUGCACUCGGAUCCACUCCCAUUCGAAGGCGACGCCCCGGACGCACACAAACUCAUCUACGAGGUGUACGAGAAUACAUUUAUAAGCUCCAUGGCAUGGAAGGUGGGAGGAUCCACGAACCAUAUUGCCGUCGCCUGUUGGCGGACACUCUGCAGAGAGAAGGAGGAGGAAGAAAAGGCCAGGAACGCCCUUCUCGGACCAGGAAACGGGGCUAUCCGAACCCUCGACUUGUUCCCAAUCCAGAUAGUCGAUGUCGUAUAUGAGGUCCUUUCGCACCUCCACCCUCUGGAUCUGAGCCACGUGGCGCGCGCAAACAAGUUCUUCCGUGGACUGCUGCUCUCGCCUCAUGCGAAUUCAAUAUGGAGGGCAGCGUUCGACAUUGAUGUGGUGGAGGAUCAGAAUACCUUUUCGAUCCCUACGUGUCCAUACCACAUUCCUGGAAGGAGAUGGGCCAAGCUGUUGUUUGGGGCGGAUAUCUGUGAGUUCUGCGAUGCGUCGGACACAAGACCGGAUUACACAAUCUACCGACGUCUGUGCACCAGUUGUAUGAAUCAGGAACUAUCUCCAGGGGUCCCGGGUUAUGACUCCUUUCAUUCAGUGCAAGCUUUGGUACCCCAAUCAUAUCGCCAUGACGGCCGUCAGAUUAGACCGAAUUCCGCCUUGGGGAGGAUGUGGCCCGGAGAUGGCGCCGACUUCGCGAGAAAGUACACUUAUCUGGCCGAACAAUCGCCUUCUUCAGAAGGUUCGUUCAGCGAUAGUGAGGCCUCUACACCGCUCCAGAUGUUUGUGGUCAGAAGCAAGAAGAUCCUCAGAGAGACCGAAGACCGCGCGUUAGAGGCUAUGGACUGGGCAGAAAAUAUUACCGAUAAUGUAUUCUGGGACGCGCAGAUACGUGCUCACGCUGUGACGAAAAGAGCCAUUAAGCGACUAAUCGAGGAAGGCCACAAUGCCCAGGAUGUUUCUCUAGCCGCGGAGAACCGAUUCUCUGAAAGCGUACAUUUGAUGCACUUUCCUCGUUUGACGUCUAGACGUUGGCACAAAAUCCGACCAUACCUUCUUCCCCUUGUAGAAUCUCAUCGGGAAGCCCGACUACUCCAACAACGCCUUGACCUCAUCCAACGGCGGAAGGUCACGUUCCUAGCUGCUGUCGCUCAAGUUCUCUCCAACGCUCCACACCAAACUUGGGUAUACAAUCCCCCGUCAUAUACACUGGAGACCAUGGCCGGUGUCAGCGAGCUUCUGAACGAUCCCUCAGAUGGGGAAUUGGCUCCCAACGAUCUACGCAUCUCCGACAUCUUGUCUGUCCUGGGUCAGUUUGUCGCGAAUUGGAGACACGAGAAGAAGCGGCUCUUGGCCUCACUGCUUCCGCGUUCAGAGGAGAAUCCUGACAUACAGAGGCUCGACCUUGUGACGAGUGUUUUCACUUGCCUCGGCUCCUGGUCCGAUUGGUCGCUGAACACUUCCGGACGUUCGCUCAUCGGAUGGGCUGGGGCAGGUUCCCACCUGCAAUGUCGGAGUCUCGAAGUAUACUGGGAUCGCCGUCUCCAUUACUGUUCUGAAGGUGCAUCCGCGGCUGUUGAGCUGAUGCGACUGGUCGGGCUUGAUCCUGCGACGACGACGGUCGACCAGAUGGAUAUGGUCUGUGGGACCGGCAGACUGUGCGGCAAUGAGAAACGCUUCAUCUGUAUGCUGUGUCCCGCUGUCAGCUGCAAAGGUGGUGUUGGCCGCCCGGUGAUGCACUGGCGAGAAUGCGUCGCUCAUGUGAUCAAGCAGGUUCGCGAUUCAAACAACGAAGCACACAGAUCCCCGUCCUGGGGUCUGCUCUCAGAGGAAGCGGCAGCUCAUAUUCGACGUUUCGAAACCCUCGAUCCCUAUGUUCUCAACGAUGCCUGGUUCUGUGCGCUGUGUCCAGCCCAUUACGACAACUAUAGACCACGAGCUGAAGUCUUGCAGCAUGUCCGGGACCAGUACGUCAUGACUCGAUGUGCUCGGUCAUCGCUAGAGAUCCAUUUCUAGACACCACAUCGCACGUCCGCUCGACGGUGCUCACUACUUACACAAUCCCUCCGUUAAUCGGACCCCUAGGUCUCCGGUGAUGCUCGCUCAAGAAGGCCAGAUCCCCGAAUUUCGAUGCAAGCAUUGCCCUCCGGGUGCGACUCGUUUAUAUCCGCUUCGCAGCAUCACGCGCCAUCUGGCAGACAGUCAUGCGAUUGCAAGGCCAGAUGAGCGAGAUUGGAAGGUUGUCAGACAGAUCCUGCGGGUUACUGUAUAAUCAAGCUGUCGGCAGAAAAAGCUCGCGGUCUCUCCGAAGUACCUUUUAUCGCUUGUGGUCCUUUCAAAUUAGGAUGUUCUUUCAACAAAGAGGCUGCGCGUCGGCGCAAACAUGGCGAAGCCGAGUUUGUCGGGAACGCCGCGGCCAUUGAGCUCGAUGCUCGAUAUAGCUACGUGUCCCAACGCGUCGGUAUCCAUUCGCUCUGAGUACGGCAUUGGCACGCAUCUGUCCUGCUCUCGACUGCCAUGACUCAAAAACCACACACGACUGUUAAUAGGCAUGUUUCUGAUGACCUCGAGAUCUAUCGUAUCUUCCGCGAAUCGACCCUGCUGAACGCAAGAAGCAACUAACGAGGACAGAAUCGUUUUACAUGAGCGGUGCCACUCGGGCGACCCUGAAGGAACCCUGGCCAGAUGCGUUCGGGUCUGGAACCACUCGAGCUCUUCUACGUCGUCCGUCAUCCUCGCAAUCAGCGCUGUGCGACUUCGAACCGACAAGUGUGGAUUUUGGGGUGGCGGACAGACGGUCUGGCCAUGGCCGGAGAUCUCAUGCGUCGCUCGAGAGACGGCGCCGGGGCGGUGUUAGGCACGGCGAGUGUGCGUUUCUUACCCUUCCCUGCAUUGGCGUGCUCGAUAUACGCAUCCCUUUACUUCCAUGCGUCUUCACCGCUGGCUUGCACGUUCUGGCCGCCCGCCGCGUCAGCUCGACUGGGCCUGGGAACGAUCCUUGUGCUCGCUGUCACGGUGCAUGCACUCCAUUUCGACCCAGUAGCGCGAGAAGCACACACUCAAGUUCCCAUGUGUUCUGCAACCACAGCAACUCCAUUCGACGUUGCCUGCAAGUUACACUUGCAAGCGAGAUGCAUGUGCGAGAUUUCACCCUUACUCUGGCUUUUUCGACCGUCCUUGGUCUCCAAAUGCAGACACGGAUCCACCGUUCGAGAAGACAGGGAGCGGCGCAAAAACCCUUGACAGGUUGACAAUGAACACCCGGUUCACAGCAGGUUCGCAUGUUGUGCGUGCCAUACCCAUCCUCGCCCCCUUCUCUUGCAUCUUCUUGCACAGUCGGGCCAUGCGGUCGCAGCAGAACGCGCGGCCGAUCUGGCCGGGAGAAAAAGCUGUGGUGCAGAUGGCCCAGAGCUAGCCGGUGAGAAAAAGUGUCCGGACAGGCAGAGGAUAUCAUGGAUCUGAAUUACGGGACGCGCGUGCUGAGGUCGUGAGGCAGAUGCUGUCGUGGGUCGCACUCGCUCCGUGACCGACGCCUCGCUGCAUAAUAAUCCCCUGAAUGGACGCAUAUGUGUCGAAUGAAUGCGCUGGCACAGAUCACAUCUCCGACCUCAACUCAUGCCGAAGCGCAGUAUCGGCUGUGGCGCUGCUGUGACUGGUCGAUCCUUGCUUCUGUGUGCGGACAAAAUGGACCCCGUUUUACUAGUGCUGCGUCGGUGAUCGGGAGAAGCCUUUCAACUGGAUGCUGUGUCUGUUUUCUGUGUUUUUGCUUUUUUCAAAUCUUACUUAGUGUGAAGCAUCGCUCUGAACGGGUUGCGGAAAAGACCGACGGUUGUCAGCUGACAGGCGCUCGGCCUUUGUGACUCAUAUGAAUGCGGCUCGAGGCGCAGCCCUCCGAAAAGCACCAUCGGCUGGACGAGAUCCGUGGGCGAUUAUCCGCUGCAGUCUCCGGCGGCAUAGCCAAUUCAAAUUGUUCAUGUUUUUCCGCUCUGAUUUACAGCAAGUGUGUGUUCUCCGCAAGGACGCAAUAGUUGGUUGUUAUAGCAGCCGUUGUUACUGCCCGGACCCACUGUGACAGCAUGAUGAAUUUUCAAGUCUCCAAAGUUCCAUGGCCGGGAACGUGAUUUUGGAGUCUGUGACGAGUGUCCGCUUAGAAUAGAGGCGCUGGGAGUGGGCGCAAAAAUGAUGCUUUGGAUGACGUCGACCAGCCCCGCUGAUGGAUUCCCAUCGAGCUCUCAAGUCCUCCGGGUUGGAUGAGUGGAUAUUGCAUCGCCAAAGUGGAGGCCGCGUCAGGCAGGUCGCCGACAGCCAGUCUGGCUCAGACUCGGCGACGCAGCCACCCAUCCUCCAACCUCCUGGUCGCACCGGCCAAGCUCGCGCUGAAAUCACGCGCGAAAUCUCGAUGUUCCUAAUCCAGCCCACGAUAGGAUCUGAUGACAUAAAAUUGAUUUUGAAUCUGGUUAUUUCUUGUUUGGCCGGAAACCGGGUAUAUAAGACAGGGCGGCCGUUGCCUAGUCGUAAGAAACCCCGCAUCGACACUCCCUCUGCGUGCAGUACCCCGCGUGCCUACCACAAUGUCCGCCGCCACCGCAACCACCCCUCAGAUCGGCGUAUCCACCAAGAUGUGGGCGACAAACACACACUGGUCGUUAUACAGCCAGUGCUGCUUGUGGGAUACCGUUCAACGACGCGUUCAGGUGUGGGAGUGCAUCCGUGAUCACGAUUCUAUACCCGGCACUGAGCCACCCAACACAUCCUACUGGCGAUUCAUCGCGUACAGAUGAUGUCCCCACCCUGUGCGCGCGUGCGCACCACCACCUUCUUGACUCGGAACACCCACCCCUCAGCAACAAACCUGCGCUGUCGCCCUGAGAUGAUCAGUCCAGUCCCCUUGCCCGCCGCCAGCUCCAUACACCGACGAUGCCCUAUUUAUGGUGCACGUGCACGGCUUGCUUCCCGCCUUCACGGUCUGUGCGCUCGCCGAGUUCGGAAACGGGUGCCCAGUGGAGGAACAUGCUAUUUAUCCGUUGUCCCAUGUCAUACACUGUGGGACUGCGUUCAGCUAUCGUACUGCGCAGCGUUGGUUUCCCUGUCAUUGGGCCUUCCUAGUAUCUCAUCGUGCAUAACUUAUUGCGAAUUCUGUGAUAAUUCAACUGGUUCUCCGCUGUUCUGUGCGACUACAUUUUCCGCCUUCCGGAGCCAAGACAUCAAUCAACGAAAUCAGGCAUGACGCAGAGGUGACGUCAGUCAAUUUCUCUCCAGCACGAUCGCGUCUUUGCGCGUGCCUCGCUGCUUACCUUGCUACUCGCACGUCCUCGUCUUCGUCAUCGCCCCGAGAUAACAACCCGGGGAGGUCCUCCUGACCGCGGAAGGCAGAAUCUGCAAUCUGCACUAGGCUCAUACUGGGGCAUCAUCGCGGUCUGUCACCGUCACGGGGUGGCCAUCGCGAACAGUCAGUCGUCGGUCUGGAUCGUGUGUCCUUCAGCCAGCUGAGCUUGCUAGUGCUUGCCUUCUCUUCGAAUCCAUCUCCCACGACAUCGGCCGCUUUCGCAGAGGGAGCCGCAAUUCUAAGUUUAACUUGCCCCUCGCGUAGCCCUUCGCGGGACAGGUCAGUAGUAAGCAGCAGCAACAGCAGCAGUCCUCUCGUCCCUUCGGCGUACAUACAGCCGCCUAAUGCACAGCCCAGCACGGGUCAUUGUUUUGGACACGUCUGGAUUGUAAUCCACCAGUACAAAUCGCCUGUUGGGGUCUGCGAUCGCAUCCAACCGCUAGGAACAAGGUUCGACGGCCUUACU